Messenger RNA from Pistacia vera, 1454 nucleotides. Its product is annotated as transcription factor bHLH47. Lineage: Eukaryota; Viridiplantae; Streptophyta; Magnoliopsida; Sapindales; Anacardiaceae. The record is from RefSeq and is a predicted model, not a curated record. The transcript is spliced from 4 exons. The coding region runs from base 494 to 1204 and encodes 236 amino acids. Gene Ontology annotation, molecular function: protein dimerization activity.
GCUUUAAUUUCGUUGUUCUGGGUUUUCGUUUGGUGGUAAUAUAUUUGUGAUCUUUAAAUUCUGUGUUUUCUUGAUUUAUUGGUAAGAAAAUGAUGGAGAAAGCUUAUGGAAAUGGUUAGAAAGAAUAAAAAUAUUUGUAAUUUUGUUUGUUAAACAUGAAAUCGGUAUCAAUCAAGUCUUGGUCAGUUUGUUUUGUUAUCGAAUUUAUUGUUUCUAUGAACUGAUAAACGUCCUUUCGGAAAAGUAAAUUAGUUUAUGCCACUUACAGAAAUGAAUUAUUUAUGCAAAUAUUGUAACCAAAAAACUAGGUUUAGUAAAUCUAUCCCCAUGUACGAUGAUGGUACCGUAAUUAUAUUUUCUCUUCUUUAAUGAGUGGCUGAAUGCGUACUUUGGUUUGUUAGUUUUCAUUAAACGGAUUUGAAAGAUUGAAUCGAUACCGGUUUGUAUUUCAGGGGAUUUUUUACUGAAGGCCCUUAUCCCAUUUGAGAUAGUCAUGGGUUCAGAGGAUCUUUCUCCCUUGGUUGAUGAGGUCAAUGUGCUGACAGAUCCAUCCAUUGACAGACCUUGUCCAACCAAAAAGAAUCAGGGUAAAGCUCCUAGAAGAAUUCACAAGGCUGAAAGGGAGAAAAUGAAGCGCGAGCAUUUGAACGAGCUUUUUAUUGACCUGGCCAAUGCUCUUGAACUGAACCAGCAGAACAGUGGGAAAGCCUCAAUACUGUGCGAAGCAACCAGACUGUUGAAGGAUUUGUUUGGUCAGAUUGAUUCACUCAGAAAGGAGAAUGCAUCUUUGUUGUCUGAAUCUCGAUAUGUGUCUGUGGAGAAGAAUGAACUGGAGGAGGAGAACUCUACCCUAGAAUCUCAGAUUGAGAAGCUGCAAAGUGAGAUAGAAGCAAGGGUAGCACACUCCAAACCUGACUUGAACGUACCUCCUCCUGAAUCUCAGGCAUCACAUUUUCCUGGAGAUAGCUAUGGAUUAUCUGCUGUAGAACCUGCCUUGCAGCAAGCAUCUGCUGUUUAUGUUGUUCCCAUCCGUCCUGAACUCCAAGCUUAUUCCACACCUGAUUCUGCUCAACUCUCAACUAAACCUGCUUCAAAUGUAAGCAAACCUCAUGCGAGGUACCCUACGUCUGCAGAUUCGUGGCCUUCCCAACUCCUUGGGGAGAGUAUUUGCAGUAGUGGAAACAAGGCUCCAAGUGACGUAUGAAGUUAGUUAUGUCCAGUAAUUUGUACUCGAUCAUUCUUCACCUUCUUUCUUAGUUAAUUAGGUGUGUAUAUUGCAAGAUGGGAUGAUGGUAGGUUAGUGUAUUUGUUUUUGAUGUGGAUCGGUUGAUUUUGAUGUUUUGGUAACAAAACUAAUUAGUCAGGACAAUAAUAUCAAAAUGUGAAUAACUAAUGUAGUCAGGCUUGACUCUGGUCCAUAACACUCAAUUGAAUAAAGGCAUUUUUAGAAUCCA